This is a messenger RNA of Hirundo rustica (Barn swallow), 5159 nucleotides long. RefSeq names its product reticulophagy regulator 1 (gene RETREG1). The transcript is spliced from 9 exons. Bases 1 to 1422 code for a protein of 473 amino acids. NCBI's taxonomy places the organism in Eukaryota, Metazoa, Chordata, Aves, Passeriformes, Hirundinidae. Gene Ontology annotation, biological process: negative regulation of neuron apoptotic process; reticulophagy. The record is from RefSeq and is a predicted model, not a curated record. Gene Ontology annotation, cellular component: endoplasmic reticulum membrane.
AUGGCGAGCGCGGCGGUGCCCGCGCAGCCCCACGACGCGGAGGCCGCGCAGGAGCGAGGCGCGGCGGCGCCCGCGGAGACGGAGCCGACGGAGGUGUCAGGCGGGGCCGGGGCGGCGGCGGUGCUGGGAGAGACGGGGCUGGCCGUGGGCUGCUGCAUCGCGGCGGCGCUGAGCUGGGAGCGGCCCCUCCGCAGCCUGGGCGGCUUCGUCUGCGCCAACCUGCUCUUCUGGUUUGUUGCAUUGACCCCUUGGAGAGUGUAUCAUCUGACUUCCCUUAUAGUCCUUGGAGUGUUAAUUCUUCAGAUAAUGAAGGAUUUGGUAUUCUCAAAGAUAAAGGGUGCGCAGCUUUGGAGGACUAUCACUGGCAACUGGAAAGUCACAGAUUCCAGUCAAGACUACAGACCCAGAAUAAAUCAGUGCGUUUCAGAAACACUGAUGAAUUUAUUUGUAUUUCUUCAAGAAAUGUCCCACUUUAAGGAACAAAACCCUGGCAAGUUUUGCCUAUUAGUCUGCAGCAUAUGUACGUUUUUCACUGUCUUGGGAAGUUACAUUCCUGGAGUUGUCCUCUCCUAUGUCUUGUUAUUGUGUGCCUUUUUAUGUCCCUUCCUUAAGUGCAAUGAAUUUGGACAGAAACUGUGCAGCAAAAUAAAGACUGUUCUGAUGAAACUAGAUUUUGGAAUAGUGGAAUAUAUCAACCAGAAGAAAAAAGAGAGAUCUGAAACAGCAAAAACAAAACCUACAGAAGAUGACAGUGAAUUAGACAUAUCAGCUCUGUGUCCUAAGGUUAGUCCUGCAAUUGUUGCCAAAGAGCUGUCAGUGUCUGACACAGAUGUCUCAGAAGUGUCCUGGACCGACAAUGGGACCUUCAACUUAUCCGAGGGGUAUUCUCCACAGACAGACACAUCUGACGAUUUUGACCGACCUAGUGAUCACGAAGAAGCUUUCACUAGAGAUCUUUUAGAGUUUCCCUCUUUAGAAAAUGGUGCCGGCACAAACGAUGACGAUGACUCAAGCAUCGGUUUGCCUGCCCAGCAAAAACAAAGGAAAGAACAAACUGACGUCAAGGCGGAUCGCGCUUCCAGACAGAGUAAAGAGAGACCAUCCACUGCAGGGUUGUCCUUGCCUUUGACCAGUGACCAAACCUUUAAUUUAAUGAGUGGAAUUGCUGGCGAUGUCAUCACAGCUGCAGUGUCUGCUGCCAUCAAAGACCAGCUGCAGUCCCUACAGCAGGCUCCCUCACAGGCAGGGCCCAGUUUGAGCGAGGAGACAGACACGGAGGAAGCUGAUGAUUUUGAACUGCUUGACCAGUCUGAGCUAGAGCAGAUUGAGAAAGAAUUGGGACUUUCACAAGGUCAAGAAGCAGAAUCCCAGGAAAAGAAAAAGUCUUCAGGCUUCCUUUCAAAUCUGCUUGGAAGUCAUUAGCCUGGAAGUUGCAGCUGGUAACACAGAAGAAAUUAAACAUAAGACACAAAGAAAUGCCGUCAAAUGCAAAAAACAAAAAAAGAAAAAAGAAAAAAAAAAAAAAAACACACACACAAAAAAAAAAAACAAAAAAACACACACACACAAAAAAAACCCACAACAAAAAAAGAGAGAGAAGAAAAUUCUGAGCUGUAAGCUUUAACUAUCCCUUUAGAUGUGUUGUAAUAAUUUCCCUUACGCAGAGUGAAUUAACUGGAUAAAUAUCAGCUAAUACUGAUAGUUUAAUGUUUCUGGUAGUUAUACCUCAAGGUAAUAGCAUGGAAAUGAAUUAUCUAUCCACUGUUUGGUUGCAGAUGCGUGGUGGAAGUCAGUUGUUCAAAACAGUUGGGGGAGAGGUUUCUUUUAUCUUUUUGCCAACCAUGUAUUUUGGGGUCCUGAGCCAAAUUUUCAAUAUCAGCAGUUUUACUUACUCUAGUUUUCCAAUCAUGUAAUAUGGUUAAUGACUCACAUUGUGAGGGCAAGUUAUCAGAGGGCUGCAGUGAGAUUAACUGCAUCUGACCUCCUUCAAUCCUACCAAAAAGUAUGGAUCCCUGCAGUUAGCAUUAUGUGUAGUGCAUCUACUAUGUAUGGAACACAUUAACUGGCACAACCGGAGUUUAAUGAUGUGUGCACACUGUAAAAACCCCUAGAUUUCAUACUUAAAACUUUUGGAUUAUUUUGGAUAUGGUGAUGCAUUUCCAAGUUUUUUGCUGUUAUAGGCUUGUAGAGUUGUAAAGUGGCAUGUUAUAUGACUGACCACCCGCUGUGUUCCUUGAUGGAGUCUGGUCCUUGGUGGUACUGCCCAUGUGAAGUCAGCCAAUGAAUCUUUAUGCUUAAAAGCUAAUAUUGUGUAAACUGAACAACCUUUUGGGGAGCAGGUGAGGGUAGUUAUUGUUUGGGGUAGAGAUUAAAGAUUAAAAAAAAAAAGGCAUAAAGGCUUUUUAUGUGCCAUUUCCUUAAUUCGAGAUUCUGUAGGUUUUUGUUUGGCUUUUUUUCCCAUGAUAGCUGCUUCCACUUGGUAUGAAGGUUGUAUUGCAAGCUAAUUCUUUUGAGAUACUUAGACACAUUUGGUGAGGUCAGUUGCUAGAGAAGACACUCAGAAUCUUCUUCUUGGCAUGUAAUUUAGAACAAAAAUGAACUUGUUUAAAUUAUUUUCCAGUUUAAAGUCCACACAUGCUGAGUGGCAUGGGAUCUCAAGCAAAAAAAAUAACUUAUUUUUCUAGGGCUUUUUUGUUCACCUGUGACAAAACUGCUUUGCAAUACCAAGCAAUAGUAAUGCAAGAAACAGGAAGAAAUAAAACUAGUUUUUUUAAUGUGAUGUAUACCAUUAGCAAAGUUGAGGGACCAUGUCAGCUGCUACUACUACUCAAGUAAAUUUCCAUUUGCUGGCAUUUGAAGAGGUAAAUACUAUCAUCUAGGACCCUCAAAAGGUACAGCAACAGAUGAUAAAAAUCUUCCACUAACAUAUAUGUGUAGAUAAACCUGUGUUUGAAAUGAACUUCAUUUUGUAUUUUUUUUCCUUUAGAGGUGGAAAAAUAGGCAGAUGGCCAAAAAGAGUAUAGCAAAAGGAAAGAUGCUGAGAUUUUUGACACUAGCUUUAUUGUUGCUUGUGCUUUUUGUGUCAGUAACUCAUAUUGACCGUGUUUGCUGUCCUUUACCAGUAAAAGGGUAAGCCUGUGCCUUCAUUAUCAAAUGGAUAUAGAUCCCACAAGAUGCAGCUUUCAAAAUUACAAUAUCUCAACACCUCAGUUUCUGGAAACCAUUAGAAAACAUGGCCUACAUCACUUCCACCACAUUUGGUGCUAAGUUUCUUCUUUAGCGUUCACCAGCCUGUUCUUCUCAUUUGGAAAAAACAAAUUAAAAAAUCAAAUACCCAAUCAAAUACCAAAAUUUUAAAAAUCCUUUUGUAGGAAAAUCAGUGAAUUUAAAAAGUUCUCAGAUGACUUAAAAGCCUAAUUUCCUUGCCACAUGUUUAGGACAAUCUGUACAGUUAAAAGAGUAAAAAUCAAAAUUGCUGAUGAAGCUUUGUAGGACGCCCAAACAACUGUGUGCUUCCUUGUCCAGGAGUCCUGGUGCCAGAAGGGGAAACAGGCUGCAGGACAGGGAGAGGUAGGAGGGAGGGAGCCAUUCUUCACAAGCUUUUCUGGAGCAGAGUGGCAGGACAGACUAGCUGGCUGUCAAUGGUGGCAUUGUAACAGCGUGCACUUUAUUGUUGUUUUACAAAAAAUACUUGUAGUUAUGAGCGUAUGUAAUACAGGGGCACUCUUCUAGAAAAAUAGAUUAGAUCAGAAAGAAAAGCAGUUGGAGGAGUUUCUCAGACUUUUUGUUAAUUACCCAUUUUCUGGUUUCAAGAUAGGUAAAUAGAUUGAUUUGAUUUUUUUUUUCCCCCCUGAAAGAUAAAACUAACCAAAACUUGAACAAGUACAUCAUUAACGUUAGGGAUAUAGUUGCUUAUCUGAGUUUCUUUAGACACUUUUUUUUUUUUUCUGCUGUCAUGGUAGUGAAUUACAUUCAAGCCCCUAAAUACUGUGUAAUGGGAAGGAUGUAAUUCUAUAACAUUUCAUAUUCUUCCUCAGGUAGUGAAAAGAUGUCUCAUUUUCUGCAGGAAAUUAUCUCUUCCCUUCCACACAACCACAUGUAAGAAAAACUUCGCUUGGACACAAUACAUUCCACUGCCAGCAGUUUGCCAGCAAAACACAAAGAAAAUGCUUCUCUCCUUUGUGGAUCCCUUCCACACUGCCCUCAGCUGGAAAUCCCUUGAGAAAACUUCAUUUUGCUAUAUUAUAGCAGCAGCCACGGAAUAGCAGUCCCUUAAAAAUUCCUGUCACAAUGGUCCACAGUGUCUUUCCUACCGAGUACUGUCAUCACCUUCCUAUCCUUCAAAGUGAAUGCAUGGGCAGGAAGACAGGCAAGGGAGUAUGAGGCACUGCAUAGCUUUGAAACGUGCAGUUUUUCCAUGGAAAGCCUGGUGGCAUGUGAUUUCUAGUCAAAAGGCACAUGGGCAGUGUACAGGGCAUAGUGUGUUACCCCAUGCCGUGGGGUAACAGUGUGUGAUCCUGCCCUGGGAUCAGUACGGCUUGUGUUGUGCGUGUGCUCGUACCUGGCAAUAAAGGGCUCACCCUCCUGAGUCUUGCAGUGGCUUCUUCACGCGUCCUGAUGGAAGAGGACGUAUGUCAGGGCAGGGAUGCAGGUCACUUUCAUACUCGGAAAAUUCCCCCUUGUGUCAAUACACGGGAGUGACAGGAUCACCAUCUGGUUGGUGGCCUUAGGUGUGUCAAAUCCAGUGCAAAACCACCCGUUUCCAGCACACACGGUUUCCAUGUGUACAUGCCGCACACCUACUGACCAUUCUUGUUAGUGGAGAAAAAUACUAUUCUCUGCAGAAGAGUUUAAAUAAUUGUAACCCAAAGUAACAGGAUCUGAAGAGAUACUCCUUCUACUUGUUCUGUGUUCGUUCUGCACUUUUUCCAGGCUGUCCCAGCCUUCUGAACAAAUCCCUGUAGUCUCCACGUCUGUUCUCAGCACAUGAGCGGCGUCACAGUCUGUGAGUAACCCCCGCCCGGGCAACCAGAAACUGGAGAAUUAAAAAAUGUCUGUAUUUAAGUAUUCUGCAGCACUUUACCUGCCUGAUCACUGUUUUGUAAACAUGGAACUAUUAUAUUGAUUGUUUUAAUAAAUAUGUGUUAGUUUUUAUCUUU